This is a messenger RNA of Etheostoma cragini (Arkansas darter), 551 nucleotides long. RefSeq names its product G patch domain containing 1 (gene gpatch1). The transcript has 2 exons. The record is from RefSeq and is a predicted model, not a curated record. Bases 168 to 551 code for a protein of 127 amino acids. Gene Ontology annotation, cellular component: nucleus. NCBI's taxonomy places the organism in Eukaryota, Metazoa, Chordata, Actinopteri, Perciformes, Percidae. Gene Ontology annotation, molecular function: RNA binding.
CUCUCUCUCUCGCUCUCUCUCUCUCUCUCUCUCUCUAGAUCUUCCCUCCCCCCUCUCUGCCCAGAGACUACCGUCCCGUCCACCGGUUCCGUCCCUCGGUGGAGGUUUUGAGUCUGACGGGGGUCAGCCCGGCGCUGGCCGAGGCCCUCAGGGUCUCCAGGGGUCACAUGAUCAAAGAGGAGCCCCAACAGGGGGGGGGGCGCCACCAGCUGGACUCCAGCCAGCGGGGGGCGCUGCUGGGAGAAGACGCCCUGCAAGGACCCAGUUCAGUCCUGGAGCUGCUGAAGCCUGAAGACCGAGAGCGGCUGCUGAGCCUCCGCAACCCCCCGCCCCCGGCCUCCCAUGAUGCCUUGCGGCGGGCGGGCCCCCCCGCGGCGUCCGGCCUCCAGCAGGAGGCGCUGUCCGUGUGGAGGGGGGUCCAGACCUCGUCGCAGACGUUCAGACCGUUUGAGAAGAACUCGAGCAAACAGGCUCGCUACGAGCUGUACCUGGACCGCCUGAAGCACGGGGACAAAGGUACUGCAUCUCCCAGCAUGCACUGCAAGGUGUAG